UUCAUACCAUCUCCGCCUUUAGGAUUAACACUCUAACCCUUCUCAUCUCUAAUGCUCUGAGCCCUGUUCUUGGUUUUCGCAGCAAAGGCCAUGGCUGCAGCUCUUGAGUGCUGGUCGAGCAGGACCAGUACUGACGAAGACAUGGUAGAUCAGGUUCUAAUGAAGACUCAAGACAGAUCAGAGGUCUUACCGGCGGAUUCCCCAGCACCACCAGGCAAAGAAUCAUCUGUGGUCCAGAAGAAGUUGCAGAAGUUGAGCCGCAAUGUAGCCGAAGCAAUAACUACGGUUAAGAAUUCUUUGAAUCUCGACUCUGUUCGUGACCCACCAGCGACUACCAUUGAGAGUUCUCGGGAGCUUUUGUGGGGUGGUGUCAUGAGAAAUCUUACCCAGAUGUACCCUGGUAGUCAGCUUCCUGAGAAGCUCGUAUCCAACAUUCGGAAGCAUUUUGAUUCUUUACCCUUCAGAUAUGCUCAGUCGGGAUUUGACAUGAAAGAGGUCUUUCUUCACAUUAAAUUGAUAGAGCAGGCAGCGAUCGACGACUGCCCUGCGAUUUUGGUUCAAGAAUUAUCCGAUGAGGAUACCCAAGGAUCUGUUUUAAAGCUCACAUUCUCCUGUAACUCUUCGAUUUCGUGGCUCACCCUGUCUGAAGCACUAGAUAGUGUGGUCAUUUGCUGCAAGAAAAUCCAGAUCUUUGAGAAGAAGGGUUUUACUCUUGGGGUCAUUCUUGUUCUGGUUCAAUCUGGCCAAGAGAAACAAUUCAAGAUCAGGAUUCAGAGUGCCCUGAAAUCUGCCCUAAAGAAGUCUAAACCGGCCACCAUGAAGCUCCCAUUUGGUCUCUGCGGGUGCCAGGAGGAGAAUACCAGGGGCCGAGAAAUAGUUGAGACUGACGAUGAGAAAGAUGAACAGAGUUACGGGAAUGGAGCUGUGAACUCGAACCCUAAGUUCCAGCUCCCUAAUCCACUGCCUGAAUCUUCUUCCAUUGUCACUGUUGAUGAGUGGCAGACGAUCCGAUCGGGUGGGGACGAGAUUGGGAAAUGGCUCCUGAACUCUGAUCAGAUUGAGUUCAUUGAUCAGAUCGGACCUACUUCAUUUAAGGGUAUUUACAAGGGCAAACGAGUAUCGAUCGAGAAGCUCAAGGGGUGCGAGAAAGGUUGCUCAUACGAGUUCCAACUACGAAGAGAUCUCCUGGAGCUUAUGAUUUGCGGGCACAGAAAUAUAUUACAAUUCCACGGCGUCUGCAUUGAAGAAACUCACGGGUUGUGUGUGGUGACUAAGAUGAAGGAAGGGGGAUCAGUCAAUGAGAUUAUACAGAAGAAUAAGAAGCUUCAAACCAGGGAAAUUAUAAAGAUUGCCAUUGAUGUUGCAGAAGGGAUAAAGUUCAUGAACGAUCAUGGGGUCACAUACCGAGACCUCAAUACGCAGAAGAUCCUGUUGGAUAGACAGGGCCAUGCUUGUUUAGGGGACAUGGGCAUCGUCACUGCUUGCAAGGGCAUUGGAGAGGUGAUGGAGUAUGAAACUGACGGUUACCGGUGGCUAGCUCCUGAGAUCAUCGCUGGGGACCCUGAGAGUGUGACAGAGACAUGGAUGAGCAAUGUUUAUAGUUUUGGUAUGGUGGUGUGGGAGAUGGUGACAGGGGAGGCAGCGUAUGCAGCUUAUUCGCCGGUGCAGGCAGCAGUAGGGAUUGCUGCGUGUGGGCUGAGACCGGAGAUCCCCAAAGAUUGCCCACAGGUGCUGCGAUCACUGAUGAUGAAAUGCUGGAACGAUUGCCCCUCAAAAAGGCCUCAAUUAUCUGAAAUCCUGGCGAUAUUGAUGCGGCCCAACUAUGUGGAUGGCUCGAAGCUAAUCCAUGAUUGAAAUAACAAAAAGGAAAAAGAAGGAAUGACCUUCUUGCCAAUCCAGUCACCAUGCCCAAGUGGCCAUGCUAGAAGUCAAUAUGGAUCAAUAUUC
Molecule: messenger RNA, 1947 nt
Organism: Telopea speciosissima
Lineage: Eukaryota; Viridiplantae; Streptophyta; Magnoliopsida; Proteales; Proteaceae
Product: serine/threonine/tyrosine-protein kinase HT1-like
Exons: 5
Coding region: 91-1854 (587 amino acids)
Biological process (GO): protein phosphorylation
Molecular function (GO): protein kinase activity; ATP binding
Source: RefSeq, a predicted model, not a curated record